This is a messenger RNA of Balaenoptera acutorostrata (minke whale), 1319 nucleotides long. RefSeq names its product leucine rich repeat containing 23 (gene LRRC23). The coding region runs from base 84 to 1109 and encodes 341 amino acids. The record is from RefSeq and is a predicted model, not a curated record. NCBI's taxonomy places the organism in Eukaryota, Metazoa, Chordata, Mammalia, Artiodactyla, Balaenopteridae. The transcript is spliced from 8 exons. Gene Ontology annotation, molecular function: protein binding.
CUCCAGUACAGCUUCUAGUUGAGCAGAACCAGGGGCCGGGACCUAGCUGGAUCUGACUCCAGAGCCUUCAGCAGGGAAGAAAAAUGUCAGAUGAAGAUGAUCUGGAAGACUUUGAGCCAGACCUGGAUGGUCUGGAAAGGGAAGACGACGACGAGAAGGAGACAGAGGAGUGGGAGGACUACAGGAAAGAGGGAGAAGACUCUGAGGGAUGGAUGUCCACGCCCCUCACAGAAGACAUGAUGAAGGAAGGGCUUUCUGCACUCUGCAAGACGGGUAAUGGACUGGCCCAUGCUUACGUCAAGCUGGAGGUUAAAGACAGGGAUCUGACAGACAUCUACCUGCUGCGUUCCUACAUCCAUCUGCGCUACGUGGAUGUUUCCGAAAACCACUUGACAGACUUGUCCCCACUCAAUUACCUCACCCACCUGCUCUGGCUCAAGGCUGAUGGCAACCGGCUGCGGAGUGCCCAGUUGAACGAACUGCCCUACCUGCAGAUCGCCAGCUUUGCCUAUAACCAGAUCACCGACACUGAGGGCAUCUCUCAUCCUCGUCUGGCCAGCCUGGAUCUCAAAGGGAACCACAUCCACAUGGUGACAGGUCUGGACCCCCAAAAGCUGAUCAGCCUGCACACACUGGAGCUUCGGGGGAACCAGCUGAACAGCACCCUGGGAAUCAACCUUCCUAAGCUGAAGAACCUCUUCCUGGCCCAGAACCUGUUGAAGAAGGUGGAAGGCUUGGAAAACCUAAGCAAUCUCACUACCUUGCAUCUUCGAGACAACCAGAUUGAAACUCUGAGUGGCUUCUCCAAGGAAAUGAAAUCACUGCAGUACCUCAACCUAAGGGGCAACAUGGUGGCUGACCUGGGGGAGCUGGCCAAGCUGCGGGACCUGCCCAAGCUGCGAGCCUUGGUGCUGCUGGACAACCCGUGUACGGACGAGAACGACUACCGCCAGGAGGCCCUGGCGCAGAUGCCGCAUCUCGGGCGCCUGGACAAGGACCUCUACGAGGAGGAGGAGCGGGCUGAGGCUGGUGCGACCCGGCAGCGCGUGAAGGAGGCGCAGGAGGCUGAGCCCGAGCCCGAACUGGGACCGGACCCGUCAUCCAUCUAGCAGUUCCCCGAGCCUCCAAGGACAGCCUAGGAAUUCAUCACAGCCUGCCUCCCAGACUCCGUGAGGGGCACCUGGGCAGCGGUGACUCGGCGGGAGCAGCCCUCCGGCAGGCCUGGUGGGAACCAGGCCUGGAUGGGCCAGGGGAUGCUUGAAGAAUUGGCUGCGGAGGGACUGCGGAGGCGGCGGCCUGGAGUGUUAGGAACAGUUCGU